Molecule: messenger RNA, 411 nt
Organism: Aegilops tauschii subsp. strangulata
Lineage: Eukaryota; Viridiplantae; Streptophyta; Magnoliopsida; Poales; Poaceae
Source: RefSeq, a predicted model, not a curated record
AUGGACGAGGGUCUGGACCAUGGCAACUGCGGGCGCGCGGUGACUGACACGCGGGGCGUGCGGGACCACGAGGGACAGGGCACGAACAUGCUCGUGCCGAUCUCAUCAUUGGGUCUCGACGGAGGCCACACGCCGGAACAACGGUCCAUCGCGCACCCGAUUCAGUACUACGGGGAUCCGGGCAAUCUCGUGACGAUUCCGCUUCUGUUGGCCGCGGCGCCGGCGUCGACCACCAGCUCCUCCAUGCAGAUCGGGCACUGCGCCGCCGCCGCGUCAUCACCGCUAGAAGCCAUCGAGUUCACGUCCCAGGCGCAGCUCUCGGUGGACGAUGCGUUCCGGGAGAUCUGCCGUCGCCAAGUCGUUCCGCUCGCCUUCCUUGGUCCCGUAGCUGCCCUGGCUUGUGAAUUGUGA